UAAUUCCGAGCUAUUACAAAUAUCACUUAAUAACGUACCACAAAUACUUAAAUGAAAAAAUGCAUAUGUUAUGUUCGAUAUGUAACGAUUUGUUGAAUCAAACUGAGAGUAUAUACGCGAUAAAAUGUGGGCAUAUGUUCCAUCAUAAUUGCUUAGCGCAAUGGAUAGCAAGGUCCAAAUCAUGCCCUCAAUGUCGUAACAAGGUAACAGAGAAAUGUAUGUUCCGCCUUUACCCCACAAUAUGUAAUGACAAUACGGGAGAUGAUGCAGCAACUCUUCAAUCCCGACUGGACAAUGUUCAGCUCCAGCUGCAUGAACAAAAGUCGGUGUGCAAAGAAAAGGAAGAAAAGCUCAAUAGUUUGAAAUCCGAAUUGGCUACUAAUAAAGAGAUGUUAUCGAAUUGUGAGCAAAGAUUGGUGCAGCAGGAAUCAGCUAUCACAGCAUUGAAGGAAUACAACAAUUGUCUUAAAGUUGAAAGUAAAAAAGUGAACGCAUUAAGGGAAGAGAACCAGAACCUUAAAAAGAAUAUAAGCACAAUGCAUCGUCUACAGAAAGUAUUGAAUGCAACCAGUAGUGAAGUGGAGACAAUGUUAGAAGGUUAUUCUGAUGUUAAAACUGUUGCAGUUUUUGCAACAGCACUAAAAAGGGCCUUAUGUGAAUCGGAAGCAAAGAAAAAUGAGUUACGCAAUCGUCUGGAUGAAGUUACUAAAAUGCUUGUAGAAGAAUCAAAUAAACUAGCUGAUGCGAGACAAAAUUUAAGGUUAGCAGAAGAUGAGAUCCAAGAAUACCGUCUUCGGGUAUUCCAAGAUCAGAAACGUGAUGCAGCACAAGCAUUUGGUGUUGAAACUGAAAAUAUUACUGAAAUUAAAGUGCAAAAGUUGGAUCAAGAUGCAAUCAAAGUGGAUAGUCCUAGUGUUACAACUCUUGUGGAUGCAAUCGAGAACUCGGACUCUCCAUAUCUAAGAUUGAAGCAAAGUACUCUUGCUCUUGCUGCAUUGCAACAGAGGAAUCCACCCGCUGUCACAAACAAGGCAUUAAAGCCAUCAGAAUUUGGAAUACUGAAGCCUGCAAAAAGUUCAAUAUUAAAAAAAACAUUUAGCACAAACACAAGUAUAUUCCACAAAAAGGAGCCCGCCAGACUGGACUUUGAGAAUAAUGAUCAAGUGAUUAACUUAGAUGUAACUUAUGAUGGCCUAGGCGGACAUUCUAAGCCUAGUUUCUUCCCUGUGACUAAAUCACCUAAGCCUAGAUUACCUAAGUUGACAGCUAAGCACAAACUCAGAAGACCUACUAAUACUACAGGCAGUCGGGACAUAAGUAAAAUGUUUGAGAAAUUAUCAGACGGAGAUUCGUAACAAAAAGUCUAUAUUGAUGUAGGCAAAGAAUUAAAUACUCGACCCACCUAAAACAUCACUGAUUUU
Papilio machaon (common yellow swallowtail) is the source of this 1421-nucleotide messenger RNA. RefSeq names its product E3 ubiquitin-protein ligase TRAIP. The transcript has 9 exons. NCBI's taxonomy places the organism in Eukaryota, Metazoa, Arthropoda, Insecta, Lepidoptera, Papilionidae. The coding region runs from base 60 to 1355 and encodes 431 amino acids. The record is from RefSeq and is a predicted model, not a curated record.